GGUAAAUAACUGGAGCGACAUCUACAUCCGGCAUAAAUAUGGCGACCGAAAACAUUUUAGGAACCGGCGAGUUAUGGAGAAAUGGACCUGCUCCUGGUUCCUUGUAUCAAUUCCCUGGGAAUCAGUCGUCGCAGACUAGUUCACAGAUUGGGCCAGCAAAACGUACCAUGGCUCCCACAGUUACUGGUACCUCAGUGCUGGGCCUAAAGUUUGAUGGAGGUGUGAUUAUAGCCGCAGAUAUGCUUGGGUCUUAUGGUUCACUGGCCCGCUACAGGAAUCUCUCUCGUAUACUAAAGAUUAAUGACAGCACAGUGAUUGGUUGCGGUGGUGACUACGCCGACUUCCAGUACCUUAAGUCGACAAUUAACCAGAGAGUUAUAGAUGAAGAAUGUUGGGAUGAUGGUUUCCAGUACACACCCAAGUCCCUGUUCUCCUGGAUGACCAGGUUCAUGUACAACCGACGGUCAAACUUUGACCCACUUUGGAACACCACUGUAGUUAGUGGAAUAGAGGAUGGUCAGCCAUUCCUGGGUUACGUGGACAAGAUCGGUGUGGCCUAUGAAGCUCCAACAGUGGCGUCAGGCUAUGGUUCCUAUAUUGCACUGCCACUACUGAGGGAUGCCUAUGCUAAAAACCCUAACAUGACUAUGGCAGAGGCAGAACAGCAAAUAGAGAGAUGUAUGAAGGUCCUCUUCUACAGGGACGCCCGCUCACUAAACAAGUUUGAGGUAGCUGUUGUAACAAAGGAUGGGGCCAUGAUACGAUCCAACAUCGAAGCCAAGGCGAACUGGGAGAUUGCACAUCUGAUCAAGGGGUAUGAAUGAACAAAAUCUUGCUUUGUGGAAGGAUUGUGUGCUGUAUGGAAAUUGUUGAGGAUGGACCAAGACAUUUGUCAACUCAAGUUCAUACUUUGAGUCAGUGUAAAUGGUAUCUUGAAUAUUUGAUACAUUCAUGUGUGAUGUUAUGAUGAACUUUUUGGAGACCAUCCCAUCCACCAGCUACUCAAGUGCUGACACUUAAAAGUGCUAAACACGACCAGAAGAUUGAGUGUUUGUGAGAAAAAACAAUAAAAUAUUCAUUAUUUGUAUCAAUGAAAUGUUGAUACAAUAAUUUGUAUGACAGACAAGUGUGAAUGUGAUAGUAUGUAUCAAUAAAAGUAUGAAAUGUU
Messenger RNA from Mizuhopecten yessoensis (Yesso scallop), 1168 nucleotides. Its product is annotated as proteasome subunit beta type-4-like. The transcript has 7 exons. Lineage: Eukaryota; Metazoa; Mollusca; Bivalvia; Pectinida; Pectinidae. Bases 39 to 824 code for a protein of 261 amino acids. Gene Ontology annotation, cellular component: proteasome core complex. The record is from RefSeq and is a predicted model, not a curated record.